Clonostachys byssicola is the source of this 1692-nucleotide messenger RNA. The record is from the annotation of a GenBank genome assembly. Lineage: Eukaryota; Fungi; Ascomycota; Sordariomycetes; Hypocreales; Bionectriaceae.
AUGGCGCCUAAAAAGAAGGACCAGCAGAAGAUGUCCCUGGGGGACUUUCUGACUGAUUCUGGUUUCGGAGGAGGCUCUUGGGCUGACGAGGUCGAGGAGACCUAUACUGGAACCCAGCAACUGCCCCCAACCGACCGACCUCGCUUCGGUGGCGGUAUGUCUUCCUACCAGGACCGAGGAUACUCGGUUCGCGAGAGCAACUUUCCGCAGACGCUCCCCGACAAGCCCCCCUACACCGCUCACCUUGGCAAUCUCUCGUACGACGCCACGAGCGAGACCGUGACUGAAUUUUUCGAGGGAUGUGACGUCGCUAGUGUCCGUAUCAUCGAAGACCGCGAGCUCCAGCGCCCCAAGGGCUUCGGAUACGUUGAGUUUGCUCAUAUCGAUGGCCUCAAGAAGGCCCUCACUCUUGAUGGCGAGUCAUUCCAAGGACGAAUGAUCAAGAUUAAGAUCGCUGAACCCCCUCGUGGUGGUAGUGGAGACCCCGGCCGAGGUGACUCCAUCCGAGAGCUUGGAAACUGGACACGCAAGGGGCCUCUCGAGGACGCCCCGAACCGUGGUCCGCGCCAGCAGUCCGACUUUGGCGAGCGCCGUGGUUCCCGGGAUCCCGCUGCAGAGAGCAAGCCCGCUCGCGAUUUCACUUGGGAGCGUCGUGGACCCCUCGCACCCCUUCCUCAAGAAGAGAAUGCACCAGAUGCUGGUCGCCAGCGACCUGCCCCUGAAGGCCUUGGCGAACGCAGUGAGUCCUAUAGAGGCAACCGCCGCCAGUCACCUGCCACCUGGGGUGAAGGUCGAUCUGAAGGUUCUCGUCCACCCGCUCGUGAUGGCGCUGAGCGUCCCGAGCGCCCUGAACGCCCUGAACGACCCGAGCGUGCCCCCACUGCUGCCGAGAAGGAUAUGCAGUGGCGUGACCGGAUGCGCCCUGAUGCGGCUGCGAAGUCCCCCGAGCCCUCUGAGGUCGCCUCGCCGACAUCACCGACUGGCCCAGCUCCUGGAAGCCGACCGCGCCUGAACCUCAAAAAGCGAACCGUCGCUGAGGGUGAUGCUCUGUCCCCAAGCGCGGGAUCCGAUUCUAAGGCCAGCCCCUUCGGAGCUGCCCGUCCUAUUGAUACAGCUACUCGCGAGAAGCAGGUCGAAGAGAAACGAGAGCAGCUUCUCCGUGAGAAGCGUGAGGCUGACGAGAAAGCCAAGGAGGAGCGUCGCCUGGCCAAGGAGGCUGCGGCCCAAGAGGCUCAGGAAGCUCAGGAGGCUCAGGAAGCUCAAGAGACUCAGGAGAGCGCUAAGGAGCCUGCAAGCGAAACUCAGGAGGAGAAGAAGGAAGAGGGAGCCGAACCAUCUGAGCAGGACCAGAACGGAGCCAUUAAAGAGACCAAGGUUCCCAUCCGAACUCGCGAGCCUCGUGAUUCCAAGGACGGCCAGACCACCCCCAAGACCAGAGCAUUUGAGACUGGAAGCUGGAGAUCUUCGGGUGAUCGGCCACGAGGAGCCCCUAGCGGACCCCGAGGUGGUGGUCGUGGUGGUUCUGGUCGCGGCCCUCGUCGGGAUGACACCCGUGGACCACGCUCCAACGGCCCUCCCAGCCAGCAGCAAGGCUCAGUUGCCGGCUCCGAACCUGCAACCCCUAUCCAGGAGGACGAUGGUUGGACGACCGUCCCCAAGAAGGGACGCCAGGGAAGACCUCUGGCAUCUUAG